Hansenula ciferrii is the source of this 591-nucleotide messenger RNA. It is a transcript of the gene COA1, whose product is annotated as Coa1p. The transcript has a single exon. Gene Ontology annotation, cellular component: mitochondrial inner membrane. The record is from RefSeq and is a predicted model, not a curated record. Gene Ontology annotation, biological process: mitochondrial respiratory chain complex IV assembly. NCBI's taxonomy places the organism in Eukaryota, Fungi, Ascomycota, Saccharomycetes, Phaffomycetales, Wickerhamomycetaceae. The coding region runs from base 1 to 591 and encodes 196 amino acids.
AUGUUUAUGAGAACCAGAAUACUGAGUCCUAUAUUGAGGACUCCAUUGAGAGCGAUGAGACCAGCUGGAUCCGUUGUUUCAUUGGCCAGAUAUCAAUCAUCAACCACUACAAGUACUACAUCAAGUAUAAGUUCAGCAAAGCCAGGUAAUCCUGAGAAGAGACCAAUGACUAUAGACAGAGAAUUACCUGACCCUUUCAAAGAUAGAACUAGAAACCGUAUCCAAUUUGUCGGGUUCUGGGUAUUGAUGUUUGUUUCGGCUGCUGUGAUGUUUAACUAUGAGAAGACAAGUUCACCUGUUGUUACAACAACAUUACAUUUCUUGAGAAGAUCUGAAAUUAUUAGAGAAGUUCUUGGUAGUGGAAUUGAUUUUGCAGACUUAUAUCCAUGGGUUAGUGGUGAAUUAAAUCAAGUUAAAGGUGCUGUUGAUAUUACAUUUGAUGUUAAAGGUUCUAAGAAUAGAGGUACCAUUAAAUUAGUUGCUAAUAGAAAUAGUAGAAAAGAAGAUUUCUUAAUUCAUGAAUGGAGUUUAGAAGUUGAUGGUAAAAAAUAUGAUCUUUUAGCUGAUAAAAGUGUUGAUUUUGCUGUUUAA